This is a messenger RNA of Cyclopterus lumpus (lumpfish), 909 nucleotides long. RefSeq lists its product as uncharacterized. The transcript has 3 exons. The record is from RefSeq and is a predicted model, not a curated record. NCBI's taxonomy places the organism in Eukaryota, Metazoa, Chordata, Actinopteri, Perciformes, Cyclopteridae. Bases 157 to 807 code for a protein of 216 amino acids.
CAUCGGCGCAUUAUCAGCGCGUCAUCGGAGGUGAUCCCCCUGGCACGCUCGGCCAUGUAACGGACGGUCUGCUUCGGUGGGUGUGUUCUUAACAUUACCUAUAUAGGCCAGGUUUACUGAACGCAUCACACAGCCGUUUUUUUUCUUCUCGCCGAGAUGCAAGCACCACGUGACCCUGAGGCCACAAUCCGCAGCAUAUCACCGGUGCUAGAUGGUGAAGAAACAAACACCACGUGGGCAGAUGCUACCGAUAGCCCCCAGCCGAGUGGGGAUGCUAACGAAGAGAUGGGAGCCAGUUCAGCAGAGCCAUCUGGAGGUGUAAAGGCAUACGUCCACAUAGAUGGUGUUAAAAUCAGCUGUAACCCUCCAAUCGCUCAUCGGUUAUCCCUGACAUUCCUGGAGAGCAUUAAAACUGGUGUUUUACAUUUGUUGAACACGGUUAUAACGGAUUAUAAGAAAGAGAUGUGUAAUGGCUGCCAUAUUGACCACCCCAGUCAGGACGAGCACUCGUGCAUUGAGGCGGCAGAUGAACUAUUCUAUGGUGCACACUUCGCUCCGCUGAUGCGGAGGUUGUGGCGGGGAAAAUUCAUACCGGCUCUACACACCUAUCUGUUCCUGAUGGGUUUUCAGGCCUCUGACGAGAGAGUCCAAGGAGCGGCUGAGAUGUACCUGCUGGAGCUGAAAUCAGUAGACCUGGUUGUCGACACAAUUUACAACAUGUAUGAACGUAUGAGGGCCGAUGAAACAUGUAACAUGAAUAUGUUACUAUUAAUGAAACAUCGGUGGCUCAAUCUGAUAGAUAUUUAGAGUGAAAGUGUGUUUUUUAUUAAAAACCUGUCCUUUUUUUUUUUUUGAUAUGUUGUUGUUGUUAUAUCUUUACACAGCAUAAAUAAAAAGGGUUGUAACAGA